AUGCCGCGCUGCUACCUCGUCAAGAAGGCGGCCACCAAGCACCCCGCGGGGCCGGCCUCGUCGGGACGCUGGCCGUACCGCGAGCCCCUAAGCCCCAGCGAGGCCGAGACGGCGCCCUGCGCUCCGCUCUUCGGCGACCAGGCCGCCGACGAGCGGCCCGCAAUCGUCACCUCGGCCGCUUUCGGGCGCACGAGCCCCACUGCCGGUUUCAUCCAUGACUACUCGACGGGCCAGCUGGCCCUGGGUGCGGAAAGCCUGGUGGUGCCAGAGCGGGCCGCCGCGUACAGCCCACUGCGCGAUGAGCCGCGGGUGCUGGACCUGAGCGGGCCCGAGUUCUACUCGCGGCCCCCGCUGGGGUCGGCACCUCCGCCAUUAACCCCGGUGCAGGCGGCCGAACCAUCGAGCGAAGGAGGGGCACGCAGUAGCAGCCCGGCCUCGUCGUCGUGCUCGUCCACCUCGUUCGGCGCCGCCCGGGCUGUGACCGUGAGCUACACGUACGACGCCUUCUUCAUCAGUGAUGGCCGAUCCCGGCGCCGCACGACCGUCUCCGGUCUGCCGGGUACGACGCGGCGUCCCACCACCGAGGACCGGCCGCGUUACACGUGCGGCGAGUGCGGCAAGCACUACGCGACCUCGUCCAACCUGUCGCGCCACAAGCAGACACACCGCAGCCCGGACUCGCAGCUGGCCAAGAAGUGCCCGACGUGCGCCAAGGUGUACGUGUCCAUGCCGGCGCUGGCCAUGCACGUGCUGACGCACAACCUGAGCCACAAGUGCCCCGUGUGCGGCAAGGCGUUCUCGCGGCCCUGGCUCCUGCAGGGCCACAUGCGCUCGCACACCGGCGAGAAGCCGUUCGGCUGCGCCCACUGCGGCAAGGCGUUCGCCGACCGCUCCAACCUGCGCGCGCACAUGCAGACGCACUCGGGCCUCAAGCACUUCCGCUGCGCGCGCUGCCACAAGUCGUUCGCGCUCAAGUCCUACCUCAACAAGCACCUCGAGUCGGCCUGCUUCAAAGAUGGCGCGACACCUUCGCCGCCUCCGCCGGCGCUGCCGCUGCCACCGGCCGAACACCACCACCAGCUGGGCCCCGCCAUGGCCGCCGUUCUGGGCCUCGCCACCUAAGACCUUUCCUCCGUGGGGCUCUCCCCCUUGCCGCCACCUCCUCCAUGGAGCGCUUGUCUCUUUUUCGUUUUCCGCCCAUUGCUAAGACAAAACUCGCGAGAUUCCAAAGCAGUUGCACUCACGCCUCCUAAACAAUGGCGUCCAUCCAAACACGCGCGCACGCGAGAAAAAGAAACCCAUUUCCUCGUUCCUACUAGAAAAAAAAUCAAUCGUUUUCACUAAGAUAACGCUCGAGUAAGAUCAGUCGCUUCAAAAACCCACGUAAAGUGCACUGCGAAACCCAGUAAGAUUUCUGAGUUGUGCAUUUCUUUAACAGUCAUCGUCUCUGGCGGCGGCCGUGUGUACAUCUCAUGACCAAAAUGAGGAUGACGCAUGCUCGCGAAUCAGUUGUGUCUUUGUGACUAACCACUUCGUGUCCACAAAACGACAAAUACCUGGCGUUUCUCCAGUAAUGGGGUUAGGCGUGCUCAGGCAUUUCAUUCACUUUUGCUUCUAUGCAAACGUGUACACAGUGAAUCCCUCGUUUGCUACGUAGAGAAAUUAUUGUUGGCGUAAAGAAAUUUUAUCUUGCGCGAGCUGCGGUAGACUUAAUAGCGUAUAGGACUUCCCGGCUAUGUACAGCGUUCAUUUUUGUAGCGCGGUCCAAAGACUACACACAUUAGGAUAGGAGCGAUAAAAGUUAUAUUUUAAUUAUAUGCUGGCAGGAAAACGUGAAACUCGUAGGGUAUUGCGCAAUACACCUAAAACUACCCUAGACAACUGCGCAGCGCGAUAACCUCAAGAAACAAUUGUGUCGGGCCAGUUGGUAUGGAUCCACCUUGGUAGGGAGGGCAGCCACUAUUGCACAGAACACCACAAGCGCUUGUGUUGUGUGUUCUGUGUAAUAGUGGCUGCGCUUCCUACCAAGAUAACUUCAAGGUUUUUCUAACACUCAGAUUGACUAAAUGUUUUGUUUGGUAUUCGAUAUCAUCGGAGUUCAGUGAAAGAAUUAACAAAAUUGCGUCACUUCUUUGAUUCGAAUUCUUAAUCAGCUUUCUGGACUGCGCCUAUCUUAGCGUGUUUUGCGCAUCAUACAUUGGUGAGAGCAAAAAUUAAAAGGCUAAUGACCCUAUUUACCAUUCAAUUUUCCUACACACGGCGAUAAAUUGCGUGACAUCCACGACAUUUUCGUUUAAUGGGAGGGGAACAAUAAAAUAUUAGGUGUGCGUAUAGGUCAGUUCACACCAUUCCGCGCAGGUGUUCAGCGACAAUCGAUGAAGGCCGCAUGGCGUAGCUUUUUUUUUUUUUUGAACGCACUAUCCGUCCGUACAACACGAGCCCGCUAUGCUGUAGAGCGGACAACUUGAUUUCAUUGCGUUAGUUGGGUGUCGUUCUCCCUCUACCCGUAGCUGUCUCUUCCCGUCUCCCCUUCUUCAACAGAACUUCUGGCGAUGUUCUUCCACGGAACUUGGACAUCAUCCUUCCUAACAGAUGAAAAUCAAACAAUAGUAAUAUACGUAGAGAGAGUCUUCCCUUUUUCGGAGCCGGAGAUGUAGCUUCUUGUUCAGUAGUUCACGCUGUAAGAAAAGGCAGUGCAGAAUAGUUACGCCCUCUUUACGAGUUUCACCAAUUCAACGUUUUUUCUUGCAUCACGUAACCUGUACCGUAUACGCUACUAAAGUUUAUUUCGUUUCCUAAGAGCAAUAAAAAUUGACCAUAUUUCG
Rhipicephalus microplus (southern cattle tick) is the source of this 2825-nucleotide messenger RNA. Its product is annotated as transcriptional repressor scratch 1. Gene Ontology annotation, molecular function: DNA-binding transcription factor activity, RNA polymerase II-specific; RNA polymerase II cis-regulatory region sequence-specific DNA binding. Gene Ontology annotation, biological process: regulation of DNA-templated transcription. NCBI's taxonomy places the organism in Eukaryota, Metazoa, Arthropoda, Arachnida, Ixodida, Ixodidae. The record is from RefSeq and is a predicted model, not a curated record.